Penaeus indicus is the source of this 1906-nucleotide messenger RNA. It is a transcript of the gene alien, whose product is annotated as COP9 signalosome complex subunit 2-like. Gene Ontology annotation, biological process: protein deneddylation. The record is from RefSeq and is a predicted model, not a curated record. Lineage: Eukaryota; Metazoa; Arthropoda; Malacostraca; Decapoda; Penaeidae. Gene Ontology annotation, cellular component: COP9 signalosome. The transcript has 7 exons. The annotation marks the transcript as partial.
ACUGCUAUAUCACUCGAACUAAUACGCAAAUUUGUAUCCGUACAGGAAUAUUCAGAAGACAGCAACAGCGAGCCGGAUGUCGACCUCGAGAACCAGUACUACAACAGCAAAGCACUGAAGGAAGAUGACCCCAGGGCGGCGCUCACCUCCUUCCAGCGCGUCCUCGACCUGGAGGCGGGCGACAAGGGGGAAUGGGGCUUCAAGGCGCUCAAGCAGAUGAUCAAGAUUAAUUUCAGACUGGGCAACUACGAAGAGAUGAUGACGCGUUACAAGCAGCUUUUAACUUACAUUAAAUCUGCUGUUACUCGCAACUACAGUGAAAAGUCCAUCAACUCUAUCCUAGAUUAUAUAUCAACAUCAAAAAAUAUGGAAUUAUUGCAAGAUUUCUAUGAAACCACUCUAGAAGCCUUGAAAGAUGCCAAAAAUGAUCGCUUGUGGUUUAAAACAAAUACAAAAUUGGGUAAGCUCUACUUCGACCGGGAGGACUACACUCGGCUGUCAAAGAUCCUGAAGCAGCUUCACCAGUCGUGCCAGACAGACGAGGGUGAGGAUGACCUGAAGAAGGGGACACAGCUCUUAGAGAUUUAUGCUUUAGAGAUCCAGAUGUAUACUGCUCAAAAGAAUAACAAGAAGCUCAAGGUGCGUAUAUUGUCAAGAGGCGAUUGGUAUUUUCUCAUUGGGUUGAGUCUUACCUUUAAAUACCAUUGUUUCAGGUUAAUGAAAUCCGGUAUUAACCCCUUUGACUCCCAAGAAGCAAAGCCUUACAAGAAUGACCCUGAGAUUUUAGCCAUGACCAACUUGGUAGCAGCGUACCAAAAUGACGAUAUCAACGAAUUUGAGACAAUCCUAAAGCAAAACCGAACCAAUAUCAUGGAUGACCCUUUUAUUCGAGAACACAUUGAAGAUCUGUUGAGAAACAUCCGAACUCAAGUGCUCAUAAAACUUAUUAAGCCAUACACAAGAAUUCAUAUACCUUUUAUCUCCAAUGAACUCAACAUAGAUGCAACAGAUGUGGAAGCUCUCUUGGUGCAGUGUAUAUUGGACAACACCAUUGAUGGACGUAUAGAUCAGGUGAACCAGGUGUUGGAACUGACUCGGGGCGCAGAGGGUGCCGCUCGCUACACAGCCCUCGACCGGUGGACAAACCAACUCCAGUAUCUGCAGUUUGUUAUUGUAACCAAGAUGAAUUAAGUAAAAUAAAACAGCCACUGUGGAAAACAGGGGUUGCAAAAAAUCUAUUUUACUCUUUGAGGGGGAUUGUGGAAGAGAUUCAGUUCUCAGGCUAGAAAGUAUGUACAAAUGUAUGAAAUUUGUUCAGAUAUGAACUUAUCAAAGAAAUGGUAAAAAGAAAAUGAACCAGAACUUGUACAUCAAAGACACAUGAUAUUUGGAACUGGAAGGCUCAUUAAUGAUUGCCAGAAAAUGUUUGUCCAACCACAGACUUUGGAUCAUGGGGUUUCCUUCUUUUUUUUUUUUUCAAAUUGUUCAUAUAACAGUUUUGAGUUUAAACUUUGCAUACACUUUGCUGAUUUUAUCCUUGCCAGGCAAAUGGAGAUACACAGUUCCUCUAUUUACAUUAAAGAAAGAACAGAAACAUGUUAUGUACCAAAUGCCAUUUUCUAUUUAAAAAAAAGAAAAAAAAAAUUGAAAGGAAAGGUACUGUAAAAAUUCAUGUUCAUCUUUUAUUGUUGCCUCUUGUGUAAAUAGAUUUAAUAAUUCAGGAUUCUUUGAGUUUCAUUAUUUAUUAGGCUAUUUCUGAUAUUUUGUACAUAAUUUUUUUUAUGAUAUAUGAAAACCAAAUUUCCUCAAAAAUUGCAAAACGUUUGAAAAGCUAUACUCACAGAGAGCAAUAUAUACCUUUUUACCUGUAUUUUCUUUGAGUUUUGAAUUACACUAAAAAUGUUAA